AUGAGUUCGCACCCGAAAGUCGUCCAACAAAGUAACGUAUUAUAAUUGUAACGUAUACUUACCGUAUAGCUAGUGUUAUAACAAUUAAAACGGUAAUAAUAAAAUCGUGACAAGUACGAAUAAAAUUCAUUUAGAACUGCCUCUACCUAUAGCUUUUGAAGAUUUCGCAAAAAGUCAGUUGAAAUUCGUGCAAAACCUGGCGGAAUUGGCGUCCAAGUCCUCGUACGCCGAGAAUCUGUACGAGAUAUGUGCCGUGGAGACUGUAAUGCCGCUGGUGACGUGCAUGAAUCCGACCGUAAGAAUGAACGCGGUGUUGACCUUGGCCCGGUUGGCCAAUCACAGUGAACCGAGUACCAAACAGAUAAUGUGUUCGAAGAAUCAACUGCAACGGCUAUUCGGAAAAAUCGACACGGAAAACGUACGUACGAUUAGUAUGAUACGCGCAGAAAGCCCAUAUUUUUUUUCGGGAGGGCUCAAGUUUCCCACACACAGUGAUUUAUAUUUAGCAAUAAAAAAAAAAAAAAAAAAAACCGCAAUACUUAUAGUAUCUAUAUGAUACGCAUAUUAUAAUAGGUAUUACAUAGUACUUGGCGAAAUUUUAGAGGCCCGAUUUCCCAAUUAUUGAGAGAUUGUGAAGAAUAUAUACAUUUUCGGGUGGUUUAUUAGCGUAUAGGCUUGUCCAAGAAACAUAUUCGACUCUUCAACAUGUUGAGUUAGGAAAAGAGAGAAUGUAGAACUCUAUUUUUUUUUUUUUUUUAUACGGGUAGAUAAUUAAAUACUGACAGUUUAAAAUGUCUUAAAAUGGCAAUGACUUCAUUUCAUUGAUCAUCUUUCAUGACCAUUUUUCUCUGUCGCAUCUGUGAAUCUUUUCUAGACACGCCUAUGUUUAUCAAUCGCCGAUUUAAACUACUAUAUUUAAUUGUUUUAAUUUAAAACUAUUAACGAUCUAAUUUGAAAAUCACGUGUUCGCUGUGAGAUACCACUCGCGGAUUGCAAGAGUUAUGUUUUGAAACUUGGGCGUAUAAAAUAUACCUAUUUAUAAUCGAACAAUUCUUGGACAUGUUACUGUUAACAAGGAACGCGUACCUAUAAUAUUAUAUACAUUGUGUGCAUUAUGUAUAUUGUGCUGAUGCAUUAUUAUAAUUAUGCGUACCCAUCAAAUAUCCAAUAAUCAUUUUUAAUCGUACGAUUUAAAUAACACUCUCGAUUACAAUAUUAUAGUUUAUUUGAGUGGACUUAAAAUCAAAUUAAAUAAUUAUAACAAUAUACUCAUAACGUAUGUACAGUGUAUACCUUAUUUAAAAGUAAACGUCUAUUUUAAUUCAACGAGAUUAUUAGAAUCGGUUACAAAUUAUAAGGAAUAGGUAUAUAAUAAUACUAAUAAUAAUAGUUAUGAAUAUGAAUAAUAAUAGUAUAAUUUCGAAUAUGCACCUAAUCGAUUGAAUUAUUAAAAAAACACAACUCUAAACCUAUACAAAUGUUAAACCUACCUAAACCUAAUAUUUUAAUGCAUUUGUUUUUUUAUAGAAAUAUUACAAAAAUAAUUGUAUGAGUCUCAUUAAAAAUAUCAGUAAACACUUUUCGUCAAACACUUUAAGUCUAAUUAAAGAAUACGGGGGGUUGGAUGCCAUUUCGAUAUGCCUGAAAGAUUUCGAUGUGAACGUCAGGGAAUCGGCUUUGCUGGCGAUCACUUCUAUUACUCGACAAGACGUCAAUAUUGCAACAUUUAUCGUGAACUCUGGUAAUUUAUUGAACAUUUUAUAGUAUAAUAAUUAUUUAAAUAAUUUCCUAAAUUAUUUUAUUAGGUAUAGGUAAAUUAUUAAUUUUAUAUAAAUACUAACCUGUAGUGUUUAAAUCAUUUGUAUAGUAUUCCCUACAUAUCUACUAUGUCGUGCCCAGGAAUUUAAAAUGGAAUGAGACGUAGCAAAUAAUUAUGAUUUAUAAAUAUAUUGUAGAAUAUUAUUCUUGUGUUAUCUUGUGUUGAAAAUUUAAAAAAAGAUCCAAAAAAAUUAACAAAUCUUUUUUUCUUUAUAAUUUGGCUAAAACAUAAAAUUUCAAUAAAAUUACUAAAUAAACACUAGCAAUUGUGGUAUUUUUAAGCCAAUAGGAGCGAGGCAUAUAAUACCUAACAUCCCCCUUUGAGCACGACACUGGGCAUCUACCAAAAAGGCUAAAAUUUAUUUAGACGGGAAUACAGCGGAGGAUGUUGUUGAAUAACAUAAAACACCUACCCAGUGGGUAAGCUACUAUUAUUACAGGUACAUAUUAUUCUUUUUUUUUUUAUUUACAGGAUUAUUACCUCCAAUUAUCCAGUGUUUAAAAGAACAACAACAAAAUUUGAAACUUUACGCUUUAUCCGCACUGGCCGAAAUAGCUAAAUACAAUCAAGAAUUGGCCCUUUCAGUUGUGGAGGUAAAAUGUCUGCCAAUCGUGAUACAAUUUUUAUCAGAAAGUUUCAAGGACGGGAAAGUUCAGGUACAUAAUAUUAAUGGAAAAAAAAAACCGGAUAUACUUCGCACGAUGAGUAGGCCACUAUUGAAGGUGAUAAAUUGGGAAGGUAGAGGGGAAAUUUAAUGUGUAUCUGUAUGUAUUAAUUAUUGCUAACCAAAACGAUUCUGAGCAGAGUUCGGUUGUACAUGUUUUGAAAGGCCAUAAUAUUUACGAUUUAAAAAUAAUAAAUUUCGUACAUUUUCCUGUUUUUCCUAUGUUUCACCCGGUUUUUCUGUUUUGUUUUGAAAAUUCCUGGGAAAAUCAAAAAAUUACCUCCCUAAAAUAUCAGUAAAGAUGUAUACUUGAUACAUUGGAGUAAAAUUUUUGGUAGAAAAGUUGUUUACAGAUAAACAUCAUUGUAAAACCAAUAAAUUCCUCGCUCCGCUCAGAAUCUAAAAUAAAAUGUAUAUAUAUAUAUAUAUAUAUGUAUGAAUGCAUUCAGGGAAACUAUUAGACAUUUUUCAUAACAUUUUUCUAAACCAAUAUUUAAAAUUUAAACCAAUACCAAAGACAAUCACUUUACUCGCAUAGUUAUCAUAUUAUUCAAUACGUAAUUCAUACAUUUCCAUAUUGUAAAACUCUAUUUUCUUAUAAAUUCUUCUUCUUAUCGUUUUCUUAUUACUUAAGUACUUAAUAAGUUUAUUAUCAGAAAUAAAGAACAUAACUAUCAUGCAAUGUAUACACUAGCUCUGCUCGGCAUUGCCCAUAUCAAAAUUAAUAAUAGAACAAUUAUUAUCAUUAUACUAUUAACAUUAAUUAAUAUAGUAAUAUCAUAAUCUGAAUAAGCCAUUAUUACACUGACUACCUUAUUAUUUAUUUUUAAAUUUUGUUUGUUUUAACUUUUUUUUACAAUUUCAUAUGCAGCACCAAGGUAACCGAUAAAUACACAAAAAUAUUACGAUUUUUGUUCCCAAAAUACCAAAUAGGGGUUGAAUAAGAGGGGAGGAAGUAGUUUAUACAUUAUUCCAGAUCUAGAACUACAUUUAUAAAAAUUGUCAGCUCAAUCUGUUUAGUAAUUGAGGCGAGAAGUGUUAACAUAUAUAGGUACAUUCAUAUACCCGAACAAAUUUUCGCAUUUAUAAUAUUAGUAGAACAUUUUAAGUUAAUACAAAAUCAUAUAGGUAGUAACACUCAAAACUCAAUAAUAGGUAAUUAUGAGUAUUUUAAAUUAACACAAUUCAAUUAAGCAUGUCCGGAAAUUUAAACAAAAAAAUUCAACAAAUAUUAUAAAACAUACAAUUGUGUAAGUAUAUAUUGUGUAUUACAUUAACGGAAAUUUGUUGGGCUUUAAUCUAGCAAAACUAUCUCUAAAAGUUUGAUAAUUAAAUACUGUUUAUUUUCUCGUUUAGAGGAAUGCGUUGACACUAAUCAAAAAUAUUGUCAAACAUUCGUUGUUCUUAACCGAAACCGCAAUAGAGUCGAACUUGUUCCCGGAUUUAUCGUUGUUGAUGGCGCACCCGACCGAAUCUAUACGUAGCAACGCAGCCAAAGUUAUCCGCGAAGUGGUUAGACAUAGCAUACAAGUAUGAUCACAAUAAUACUACAUAGCAGUGUAGCAUAUAGGUACAGUGGCAUGCCCAGGCAUUUUAAACGUGAGGGAAUGCAGCAAAUAAUAAUCAUGAGGCAUGUCUGAAUUAGAAUAUUUUUCUCUGUUCAACUUGACUAUGAGAAUUUAAACUUCGGAUCCAAAAAAGCCAAUUUGUAUUCAAUACAUCAAGUUUUUCCUUGUAACUUUGAUUGAAUGUAUGUAUUUCAAGACUAAAUUACAUACUAAAGAAACACUAAUAGCUUAAGUUUUUCUAAUGCUAUGGAGAGGGGGAUAUAACCCUUUACUCCUUCCCCUGUGCACGCCAUUGAGUACGCAAUACAAUAGUACAGUUUAUUUUUUACCUAUUGCUGUAAUAGUCUUGAAUUUUCAUUUCAACCGCUGCAUAUUAAAACCUCCGAAAUAAUCGAUGUUUUUUUUUUUUAUUACCUAUUAUACAGAUUGCUCAAAUGGUGGUGAACAACGGAGGAUUACCUGCGUUGAUUAAUGUAAUCGCGUGUAGUCAAGAAUUUUCUAGUACUCCCGCCGUAUUGGCAUUGGGGUUCAUAGCUUCCAUGUCACCAGUACUCGCAUUAUCCAUAAUCAAGACUAAUAAGGUUAUAAUAAAUUUUUUAUUUCAUUUUGUUUUUACGGGUAUUAUUCCAUACAUGUAAUAAUAAUAAUUAUAUAAAUAUUUAUUAUUUUAAGGCGUUGGUUCAUUUGACUGAUAUUUUAAAAGACCCCAAUACCGACAGACACGUUAAAGCAAGCGUGAUUUGGACAUUAGGCAUGAUAGGGCAACACAGUCAUGAACAUGCGAGGUAUAUUUGGGAUUGUGGUGCUUUAACUGCUAUGAUUGAAGUAAGAUUUAUUUUAUUUUGUUUAAAAGAGUAUUUUGAACUGAGUGACCUAUUUUUAAUUUUUUUUUUUUUUUCCCAAAUAUGUAUAUUUUUUUUAUUCAUUCAGGUUUUUAUGGACCCGAGUUUAGAAAACGAAAGCAAGCAUCAAUUGAAAUCAUCAAUUCAACAAAUAUUAAAAGAAUGCGAAGAUUAUAAAAUUCUAGAAAAAUUAUUGAUGUCGACAUCUCAUGCUGAAAUGAUGGAGUUUGUACUUGAUAAAAUAAGCAAGGUAUAUUUUAUUUAACUGUAUAAUAUUAUAUUAUAUAAUACUCGAAUCUAGGUACAUAAAUAAACACUCAAAUGCUCUCAAAUAUUUAAAAUAAAAUCAAGUAUAAAGUAUUUACCUAUAAGGUACACCCUUAUCUAACUAUAUGGAUACAAUAGGUUUAGCAUCUAAGGAAUAACAACCGUGUUACGCGAUAACAUCGGUUUUUCACACAGAUUAGUAAAAUUUAAAACUGCUGUUACUUAGAAAACAUUUAUAGGAUAUAAAUGUGUGGUACAUUAAAAUUUUCAGAAAAAUAAACUUGGUUGUCUUAAAAUGUAUUGAAAACAUAAAAUAAAAAAUUGAUUUUUUAAAUUUCUUUACUAAAAAAAAAAAAGAAUUCAGAAUUAGAUAUGUGUAGAAAUGAUAUUUGAUCAUCUCCGUGAGUAAAAUUAAAAACAGAAUUUAAUUAUCUAUAUUAUCUCGGGAGUUAUUCAAGGGGUAUAUAUUCAUGGGACAGCCUGUAUAUUUAUGCAAUUUUUAAUAUAGGUUCCCAUUUGAAAACUAAAGUUGAUAUUGUUAAAAGAUACUCCUUAGAUGUUCUGAAAAAUAUAAGUAUUCGAAAAUGUCGUCUUUAACCAUACUUAAUUCCAAAAAUCAGAAUUUGAAUACAUGCAAAAUAUAACAAAAAAAAAAAAAAAAAUGAGGUUAUUUCCUACGCUUAGUGAAUCAUUCUAUACAGAGUACACCUAUACAUAUACACCUAUUACAUAUAUUAUAUUAUAAAUAUUUUACAGAUUUUACCGAAUAACUCUAAGGCACGCCGAAGUUUUAUUACUAACGGGCAAUUAAAAAGGAUUCAGAAUCUUACACCAGAGAUUGAUUCGGAAUUGUAUCACGUUAUUCAGUCGGUGAAUUGCAGUUUCCCAGAGGAUAUAGUACAGUAUGGAUGAAAUACUAUACAUUUAUAUUAUAUUAUUUAUGCAUUGAGGUAUAUUUUAUAAUAAUUAUUGUGUUGUGAUUUUGUUUUAACAAGAUUGGUAGCCGGAGAUUUUCCUGAAGCAGUUAUGAAAACUGUGGACAAGUACGUGCCGAAAAGCCAAUGUUUGUUUUAUAACAAUGAGGACCAAAUUCGGAGAUCGUCCUCAUCCGUAAAGAAACCCGGUUUGUCCGGCGAAGAAUCGACGACAAGAUACGAAUAA
Molecule: messenger RNA, 6321 nt
Organism: Cinara cedri
Lineage: Eukaryota; Metazoa; Arthropoda; Insecta; Hemiptera; Aphididae
Source: the annotation of a GenBank genome assembly